Messenger RNA from Mytilus trossulus (common blue mussel), 1682 nucleotides. RefSeq names its product dopamine beta-hydroxylase-like. Bases 1 to 1626 code for a protein of 541 amino acids. Gene Ontology annotation, cellular component: secretory granule membrane. The transcript has 12 exons. The record is from RefSeq and is a predicted model, not a curated record. Gene Ontology annotation, molecular function: dopamine beta-monooxygenase activity; copper ion binding. Lineage: Eukaryota; Metazoa; Mollusca; Bivalvia; Mytilida; Mytilidae. Gene Ontology annotation, biological process: dopamine catabolic process; norepinephrine biosynthetic process; octopamine biosynthetic process.
AUGGACAAAUCACUUAACUUGCUAUGGAAUGUGAAUUAUGCUGAUGAACUGGUGAAGUUUCGGAUACAAGGAAAACUGCGACCAAACGAAUGGUUGUCGUUCGGGUUUUCUGAUUACGGAGAAUGUGAGAAUGCUGAUAUGGUUUUGUUUUGGAAGGACUUAUUUGGUAAUACAAUGUUCAAAGACGCCCAUACAGACAAUAAAGGAUACAUACACAUUGACCAAAACCAAAACUACGUCCGGACUCGUACUGUAAAGUGGAAAUAUAACAGAUUUACGCUAGAAUUCAUUAGGAAGUUCGAUACAUGUGACGGAGACGAUUACAAGCUAGACAAUGGAACGACACACAUUAUAUUUUUCACUGGCUACGGAUAUCCCAAACGGAUCAACACUUUAGAGAAUAAGAAAGGCUUGCAAAGAGUUCAAAUUUUAAAACCAGAUAUUCCAGAUGUGAACAUGCCAGACGACACAUCGGUAAUUGACGUCACGAACCAAGAGAUAACAGUUCCAUCAACUGAUACUACUUACUGGUGGUAUCUAACGAAGUUACCAGAUUUCAAACGGAAACAUCAUAUCAUCAAGUAUGAAGGGAUCAUCGAAAAAGGCCACGAACAUCUUGUUCACCACAUGGAACUAUUUCAUUGUGAAGCCGGACCAAACGAAGUUGUACCAUCAUAUAAUGGUCCUGGUUUAGCGGAAGGAAAACCACCAGGGUUGUCAAUCUGUCGUAAAGUCAUUGGCGCAUGGGCAAUGGGCGCAUCAUCUGUUACAUUACCAGAGGAAGCUGGAACACCAGUAGGCGGUGAUGGUUGGUCUAGAUUUGUGUUGCUAGAGGUACACUAUAAUAACCCACAGCUGACCCAAGGUAUGAAAGAUUCGUCUGGUAUCCGUUUGUAUGUUACAAGUAAACUGAGAAAAUUUGAUUCGGGGAUAAUGGAGCUGGGGUUGGAAUACACAAACAAAAUGGCGAUUCCUCCAAACCAGAACUUGUUUUCUCUGACAGGAUACUGUAUCGCGGAUUGCACACGAACUGCGUUACCAAGAACAGGCAUACACAUAUAUGCUUCUCAAUUGCACACGCAUAUGACAGGGAAACGUGUAUACACAAAGCAUGUCAGGAAUGGAAAAGAAUUACCAGAACUGAAUAGAGACAAUCAUUAUAGUCCACAUUUUCAAGAGAUAAGAAGACUACAAGAACCGGUCGUUGUUUUACCAGGAGACAGUCUUAUAACUACAUGUGAGGAUAGUACACUUGAUAGAGAGAACAUCACAUUAGGUGGCUUUUCUAUCAAAGAAGAAAUGUGUGUGAACUAUAUUCACUACUACCCAGCAGUUGAUUUAGAAGUCUGCAAGAGUUCUGUCGACUCAGACGCCCUUCAGGCAUUCUUUAGGUUUAUGAAUAAACGUUACAAAGAUAACACGUCAUCGACGCAAAACGUUGCAGAAAACUACCAGUCCAUUAAAUGGUCUGAUCGAGCAAGUCAGAUGUUGAGCACUUUUUACGAUAUCGCACCAUUAUCGAUGCAAUGUAAUCGAUCAGACGGAACCCGAUUCCCAGGCGACUGGAAUAAUGAAGACAUUCCAAUUAUAACACUACAAAUCAAAGCACAGCGUGACAGUUGUUGAACACCCUAGCAAGUCAAUGUUUUACUUGCCCAAUGUAAUAAAUGACUCUACACAUA